Molecule: messenger RNA, 2430 nt
Organism: Candidula unifasciata
Lineage: Eukaryota; Metazoa; Mollusca; Gastropoda; Stylommatophora; Geomitridae
Source: the annotation of a GenBank genome assembly
AUGUGGAUUCAGGUCCGUUUGAUCAGCGGCAGCAAAACUGUUCGCAUCGACAACCUCAGCAAAUUGACUAAGGUAGAGGAGUUGAGGAAGCGACUUGUGGAGCAUUUCCAAGCUGAUGCAGACCAGCAAAGACUUUUCUUCCGCGGGAAGCAGAUGGAAGAUGGACACACAUUGUUUGAUUACGAUGUGGGUCUUAAUGAUCUGAUCCAGAUCCUCAUUAGAAAAAAUAUACCACAGCCAUUGUCAGACAGUGAUGACAAGGGGAAGGAUGAUAUAGCAGAUGAUGGCAGCACUUCAGACAAAGAGAAUAAAGAGCCAGGUGACAAAGAGUUGCCCACUUCCAACGAGCAAGAUGAACUUGGCAGCAGUGUCUAUAAGAUUGGAGACAUAAUUGAUGCCAGAGAUGUUAGCAUGGGUGCAUGGUUCGAAGCCAGGAUACUAACAGUUGAGCCAGGUAUUGACUCUGAGAUUGAGGCCAGACUUGCAGAUAGUCAGAUGGACACUUCUACAGCAGCAACAGAGCAUGAGGAUAGACAGAAUAGUUUUGUCAGUGAACAGCCACCUCCACCUUUAGACUGUGGGUCUCCUGAUGGAUACACAUACCACGUUUCCUUUGAAAAGUACCCAGAAGAUGUUCUGAAAGUGUUAAGCACAGAAAUCCGGCCGCGGGCACGUACAUUAAUCAGAUUUGCUGAUGUGGAGAUAGGCCAGCAUGUUAUGGCCAACUACAACUGUGAAGAGCCUGAAACACGAGGAUUCUGGUAUGACUGUGUUGUGACUGGCAAGAAAGAUACACGGACUGUGAAGGAACUUACUGCUACAGUCUACAUUGGAGCUGCGCUGACUCCACUCAGCAACUGCCGUCUGAUCUUCACACGAGAGUUGUUUGGUAUUGAAGAGGCUGGCACCCAGCUGACCGAGGAGGGUAUUGCUGCUGACCCAAGUUCUAAUGUUGGGGCCCGUCAGAGCAAAGCGGAGUGUGAUAAAUGUGAUGAUAACCCAAAGAAGAAAUGCAAGCAUUGUGGAUGUGUAGUUUGUGGGGACAAAAAAGAUCCAGAUAAAACAAUCUUGUGUGAUGAAUGCAACCAGGCCUACCACUUGUACUGCUUGAAUCCACCUUUGAGCACUGUCCCACAGGAGGAUGAGUGGUACUGUCCUGAAUGUAAAAAUGAUGAAACAGCCAUUGUCAGGAUUGGGGAGAAAUUAAAGGUCAACAAAAAGAAAGCUAAAAUGGCAUCUGCCAACAGCAAUAGUAGUCGAGAUUGGGGCAAGGGUAUGGCUUGUGUUGGCAGGAGCAGAAUGUGCACCAUUGUCUCAUCCAAUCAUUAUGGGCCUAUUCCUGGUGUAGAGGUCGGAGCCAUGUGGAAGUUUAGAGUCCAGGUGAGUGAGGCAGGUGUUCACCGUCCACAUGUGGCUGGAAUCCACGGCCGAGAAGAUGAUGGUGCAUACUCCCUUGUUCUGUCCGGGGGAUAUGAAGAUGAUGCUGACGAAGGUCAGGAGUUUUAUUACACGGGAAGUGGUGGCCGAGAUCUCUCCGGCAACAAACGCACUGCAGAACAGUCGUGUGACCAGACGCUGACGAGAAUGAACAAAGCCCUAGCCAAGAACUGCAGCGCUCCAUUAGAUAACGUCAAAGGUGCUGAAGCCAAGGACUGGCGAGCAGGCAAGCCAGUUAGAGUGGUUCGCAACUGUAAGGGGAGAAAACAUUCUGACUAUGCACCAGAGGAGGGCAAUCGAUAUGAUGGCAUUUAUAAGGUGGUCAAGUACUGGCCAGAGAAAGGCAAGUCCAAUUUUCUUGUGUGGCGAUACCUGCUGCGGCGAGACGACCCUGUACCAGCACCAUGGACCAAGGAAGGCAAAAAACGAACCUCCGACCUGGGACUGACAAUGCAGUAUCCUGAUGGUUACCUGGAAAGCCAGCAGGAGAAAGAAAAAGAGAAGGAAAAAGAAAAGGGCGAGGAAGAUGAGCCUACACCUGGCAAAAGGGGCAGAAAACGCAAGUCAGAGGCUGAAGUUCCAGAGUCAAAAAGAAAGUCAGUUUCAAAAGCUUCUGAGAAAGAGAAGGCAUCUCCGAAAGUGGCCAGAUAUUCCCUUGAGUCCGGCAGCAAGAAGUUAAUAGCCGAGGAUAAAGUUAAUAAGAAGCUCUGGAAUGAGGCUCUGACACAUGUAGGUGAAGGAUCAAAGGUGUUCCAUGACAAAGUAGAGGAGUUGUUUUUGUGUACCUGCUGCCAGGACCUGGUGUGUAAGCCCAUCACCCUGACAUGUGCACACAACAUCUGUAAGGCAUGUCUACAGAGGUCAUUCAAAGCUGAAGUCUACUCGUGUCCUGCAUGUCGGGCUGAACUGGACAAGUCUAUGUCCAUGGAGACCAACAAGACCCUGACCCAGAUCCUCAACAGUCUCUUCCCUGGCUACGAGGCUGGCCGAUGA